AGUGCUGUGUGUGUGUGUGUUAUCUGAGGAACAGCAGCUCUAAUCCGUGCUUUAACCACAGAGCAGGUGGUGCUGGUGAGAGAGUGUUACUUGUGGCUCCAAACAAACAGUCGUCAAGGCCAAAGCUGUCUGCCGAAACACGGCAGGGUCAAGCAGCGAACAUUGUAACCUAGACUUGGCGCACUUUAACAUCCCAGGUACGAGUUCUCACACACAACGUCCAGCAGAAGAUCCGCGCAAGCCUUCUGAACUCUCGGAUUUGAGCCGACAGCACCGCGAAGCCUUCCUCUAGCAUGCUCGCUUUCUGUCAAGUUGCUGAUCCCCUUCUGCGAAGUUCAAGAUGAACGGCUACGCUGCUCCUACGUACCCCAUGGGAAACUUCAGUAACUCCCAGCUGAAUGGUCACCAAUCUCAGUCACCGGAGCUCCCAGUACAUGACGCCAGCAAAUCCAGUGCGAAGGCAAUCUACGAGCAAAGAAAGAGCUACAGUAAAAACAGUCUGAACAGCAGCAUGACCGACACGUCGCAGUACCUCGUCGAGCACCUGACCACGUUCAUCAUGGACCGUAAGGACGCCAUGCUCACCAUCGAUGACGGCAUCCGGAAGCUGCGUUUGCUGGAUGCUAAAGGGAAGGUGUGGACGCAGGAGAUGCUGCUGCAGGUGGAUGACAAGGCGGUGAACCUCAUCGAUCCAGACAUAAAAAAUGAGCUGGAACACUUCCCUCUGGGCACGGUGCAGCACUGCCAGGCCAUCAUGAACUCCUGCAACUACGACUCCAUCCUGGCUCUGGUGUGUAAGGAGGCAGGACAGGGCAAACCAGACCUGCACCUCUUCCAGUGUGAUGACAUCAAGGUGACAAACACACAAACAUCUUAUGUACUGGAUGAUUUUUAGUUCUUUUUUGGCUUUUAUUUAGAUCUUGCUCUAUGUUUUGACCGGUGUAUUGGUUAACAUCCCUAACACACACAUAUACACACACACACACACACACACACACCUAUAAAGAGAUUGUGGGCUGAAUAUUUGUGUGCCUUUCAAGUAGCUUCACAUUAUUUUUUAUUAUUAUAUCCAGUAUAACUUGUCUGCUCUGAUGUGUGUGGUACUGAUGACACAGCAGUAACUUUUAACCUCUUUUGGUGUAACGAAGAACGAUGCUUGUGUUCCUGACAUUUUUCCUGACUUCUAGGGUCACUUUAAACAUCCCGUCAUAUAAAUAGUGAACAUCCACAAGGCAGGAGAAAUAAUCAUCAAUCUUACAACAUGAAGAGGUCACUUUAACACCCCCCCCCCCCCAUAGAGAUAUAUAAUAGAAUUAUAUUUAUUAGGGUGAGUCAAGAUUCAAGGUUUUAUUCAUGACGUGUACAAUCGUGUACAUUCUAUAGCGUGAAACUAAAACCCAGCGUACUCCGGCUGCAGGUAACUAAACCGGAUGAAAAAUAAGAACGAGUGGACGCGAUUGAAACGUGGGGUGGGGGGUGGGGGAUCUAAUCAGAUGGAAAGCUUAAAACAAUUUAAAUGGAAAAAUCUAUUCUAUUCUUUGAACCCUGAAUAAUUUUUUUUUUUUAUAAAAAUAUAUUUAUAAAAUGGAGUUUAUGUAGACAAAUGCUAAACCUCUGUGACCUUAUGGCAUUAUGGCACUAUGGCAUUAUGGCACUAUGGCAUUAUGAAGUGAAUGGAGAUGAUUUGAUUGGAUAUCAUGACAGCAUGAAGAUACCAAAAAUAUACAAUACACUGAU
This is a messenger RNA of Tachysurus fulvidraco (yellow catfish), 1737 nucleotides long. Its product is annotated as epidermal growth factor receptor kinase substrate 8-like. Gene Ontology annotation, biological process: Rho protein signal transduction; positive regulation of ruffle assembly; regulation of Rho protein signal transduction. The record is from RefSeq and is a predicted model, not a curated record. The transcript has 6 exons. Gene Ontology annotation, cellular component: ruffle membrane; plasma membrane; vesicle. Gene Ontology annotation, molecular function: actin binding. NCBI's taxonomy places the organism in Eukaryota, Metazoa, Chordata, Actinopteri, Siluriformes, Bagridae. The coding region runs from base 341 to 895 and encodes 184 amino acids.